CACGCAGGCGUCCCUAGCCCAGGCGAGGUGGACAGACACGACCCUCGCGUCAGCAUCUUCCCUGGUGCCACCGCAGCUACCUCCUGUGGGGAAACUGAGGCCAGAGGUGGACAUGCGCCAAGCCACGCCGCUGGGGCAGUGCAAAGUUAGGCUCUUCCCGGAGCUCGAGGCCGGGGGCUCCUCGAACCAGGUGCACAGCCAGCCAAUCCGGGAGGCCCUGUCUGGCCGCUCCGGCCAAUCAGAGGGUCCCUGCCGUAGGCGGAGCCUGCCAAUCAGGGGCACCUGGAGUCUGGGCAGCCACGAUCCGGUCUCGCCGGCGAGGGGCGCGCCUUGACGCGCAGAGGGUGGCGGUGGGAUGGGGGUGGGAGCUUCGCUCGCAGCUGAGCCCCGUUUCUCCGGUGCCGCAGUAUCCCUGGGACUGAGAGCUGAAUACCCACACCCAGGGCUGGGACCUUAGCAGAAAGCAAACUGAGGCUGGGAGGUCGGCCGGGAGGCUGCCUGGCGGAGGUGGCGCCGCUCUGAGUGGGCGGGGCUAGUUCUGGCCCCGCCCCGCCCCCGACCUCUUGGCUCGGCUAGUGCCGGGCGCGCAGCCGCCAGUGCUGCGGGCUCCGGGCUAUGGAUGCCCCCGGGGCCCCAGCCUCGACCGCUGCCCCCGGUCCGGGCAGGAAGGAGCUGAAGAUCGUAAUCGUGGGUGACGGCGGCUGCGGCAAGACCUCGCUGCUCAUGGUGUACAGCCAGGGCUCCUUCCCCGAGCACUACGCCCCGUCGGUGUUCGAGAAGUACACGGCCAGCGUGACCGUUGGCAGCAAGGAGGUGACCCUGAAUCUCUACGACACGGCCGGGCAGGAAGACUACGACCGGCUGCGGCCCCUGUCCUACCAGAACACCCACCUCGUGCUCAUCUGCUAUGACGUCAUGAACCCCACCAGCUACGACAACGUCCUCAUCAAGUGGUUCCCUGAGGUCACGCACUUCUGCCGCGGGACCCCCAUGGUGCUCAUUGGCUGCAAGACAGACCUGAGGAAGGACAAGGAGCAGCUGCGGAAGCUCCGGGCCGCCCAGCUGGAGCCCAUCACCUACAUGCAGGGCCUGAGCGCCUGCGAACAGAUCCGAGCUGCUCUCUACCUGGAAUGUUCCGCCAAGUUUCGUGAGAAUGUGGAGGACGUCUUCCGGGAGGCCGCCAAGGUGGCUCUCAGCGCUCUGAAGAAGGCGCAGCGGCACAAGAAGCACCGGCUCUGCCUGCUGCUCUGACCCAGGGCGGACCGACCUCACGACAGCACUGACAGGGGCCCCAGGUGCUGACUGCACCAGGGAGGCUGCCCCAUCCCGACCCUCCAGCUCACGGUGUCUGGGGCCUGCAGCUAGACUCUUGGAACAUUCUGGAACUCUCUCCUUUCCUGACUGGGGCUCUGACCACAAACUCCCCUCCAGGCUAACCCUGGGACGGGGUGGUGAUGUGGGUGCAGGAGCCAGUCACAGCCACCCCCACCAUGAGUGUCUCCCCAGUGCAGACUCAAGUUAUGCUUGAAAUGAAAACGUCCAGCUGGUGGAGGGUAAACGUGGACCUGGCACUGUUCCACGCAGGCGCCCCAAGCCGGCCACGCCUGUAUCCCCACCUCCCUGCGCUCCCGAGAUAGGCACCGCUGUAUCCUCCAGCUCCUUCCUUCCUUCCUUCCUUCCCCCAGGAGCACGGGGGCCACCGAGGGGGACGGGCCUAUCAGGAGAACACAGGCCGCAGCCUGGUGGAGGGGCUGGCACCCACCCCUCCCAUCUCCACCCCACAUGGAAGACUUGUCUUCAGCUGGGCCACUGUCUUUGCAGAGCUGGGCACAUGUGCUCGGGGGCAGAAAAAACGGCUUCUCAGUUGUUAAAAGUAUACCCUGGACCACCCAUCUAACCAUCUCUUCAAGGUCUCAUCACCAGGACGGGACUGGCCCGUUUAGUCCUCAAGCCCUGCUCCUACCAGCCUCUGGAGUUCAGGAGGCGAGACACCCCGGCCUCCCAUGAGAACUGAUGGGCUCCCCCCCCCCGUCCACACAGGACAGUUUCUCAGAACUGGUUCACAGACCACCUGUGUCACCAACAGCCAGAUAUCUAAUCCCCAAGUCUCCUUUGGGAAGGUCUGGGGUCAAGGGUCUGGGAAUUUUUUUUGGGGGGGGGGACAGAGUCUCAUUCUGUCACACAGGUUGGAGUCCAGUGGCACGGUCUUGGCUCACUGCAAGCUCCACCUCCUGGGUUCAAGCGAUUCUCUGGCCUCAGCCCCCUGAGUAGCUGGGAUUACAGGCGCGCACCACCACAUCCGGCUAAUUUUUUUGUAUUUUUAGUAGAGACGGGGUUUCACCAUAUUGGCCAGGCUGGUCUCGAACUCCUGACCUCGUGAUCCACCCGCCCUGGCCUCCCAAGUGCUGGGAUUACAGGCGUGAGCCACCGCACCCGGCCCAGGACUUUUAAAACAGGUAUCCCGGGGAUUCCGGUGCCUACCAGAGGUCACAAGCUGCUUGGCUCUGGAGUGCACCUAGGAUUGGGUGCUGCCUAAGAUGGCAUAACGGCUUCAGGCAACUCCUAGCCUUCCCGGUAUCUGUUGCCUCGGCUCCCCUGGCCCAGUGCUGGAGUGUCAGCUAAGCCUGAGCUUCCGAGAAGUCAGGUCACCAAAGGAAGAAGCCUUCUGAGACCCUCCCCACCCCACCCAGGUUCCCAUGGCCCUGCUGUCCCCUGGGGAAUCAACCAAGGAGCUCUUGUUCUCGAAGAACCCAUGGCCUUGUGAUGGUCUAAGGUAGAGGUCCGAAAACUACAGCCUGUGGGCCACAUCUGGCCACAGCCUGAUUUGUAAAUAAAGUUUUAUUGGAACACAA
Piliocolobus tephrosceles (Ugandan red Colobus) is the source of this 2852-nucleotide messenger RNA. It is a transcript of the gene RHOF, whose product is annotated as ras homolog family member F, filopodia associated. Gene Ontology annotation, molecular function: GTP binding; GTPase activity. Gene Ontology annotation, biological process: small GTPase-mediated signal transduction. The transcript is spliced from 5 exons. Bases 616 to 1251 code for a protein of 211 amino acids. The record is from RefSeq and is a predicted model, not a curated record. Lineage: Eukaryota; Metazoa; Chordata; Mammalia; Primates; Cercopithecidae.